CCCCCGUCUCAUUGUCUAUGAAAGCAGGGUCGUACCCUCCUCUGUCCAUUCAGCUGCUGGGCACUGGGACUGUGGUCCAGACCUCACCCACAAGCCUGUCAUUACAAUCACUGAAUUAGUAACCUCAAAGUGCCCCAUUUCUUCACAGCCUCUAGUGAGAUUUCACUUCAUAUCUCUCGAAGAUGGAGCUUCUGGGUGUCCGACAGCCAUUUGGCCCUCAGUUUCAGGAGGAAAAGUACCAGAUGCUAGAGCUGAACCACCGCCUUGAAUCAUACUUGGGCCGUGUGAAACUUCUGGAGGAAGAGAACAAGCUACUUCGAGAGGAGAUCCACACUCUCAAGAGCAGCAGGGACCCAGCAGGCCAACGUAAAGCCCAGGAGGAGGCUCUCAGUCAGGCCAGGAGGAUGAUGGAGGAGGCCUGGAGAAAGAAAGACUGUGUGGAGCUGGAGGUAGAGAAUCUGAUGGAGGAUAUGGAGAAGGUGAGCUUUCAAAGAAAGAAGGUGAAGACUGCACAGGCUGAAGCUCAGAGGAAGCUCACAGAGAGCAGAAAGGAGCUGGAAGAGGAGCGCAGGGCUCAGAUUUGGCUUAGAGAGAAGGUCGGUCAACUCGAGAAAGACCUCAUGCUGCAGAUGCAAGUGCACCAGGAGAACAUGGAAACCAUGCAGGCCUCACUGAAACAGACAAAGCAGGUCCUAAUGGCUCCACAGCGUGUGCAAGCUACCAGCAUCCCAGACCUGGGGCAGGAGUAUGGCUACAAGGCAGCUCAAGCCUGGCAGGAGGCAGCCAACAACUAUCAGAAACAGGUUGGACGUCUGGAGGAGAGUCUGAACCAGACAAAAGCUAACAUGACAAAGAUUUACCAGGAGAAGAGAGAGAGCCAGCGUCAGGUACAGCAUCUGGCCAAAGAGCUGGAGAGCACGAGGAUCAAGAGGCAGAUGCUGGAGAAACAUGCCAUGCAGCAAAGAGAAGAACAGAAAGAGGAGCUUCAACAUCUUCAGGCCCAAGUAAACACCCUGGAGUUGGAGAAAGACUGUCUGGGGCAGCAGAUUGACAGCCUGAUGUUGGAUAGACAACAUCUGCUGCAGGUGAAGAUGUCUCUUGGACUGGAGGUGGCAACAUACAGAGCUUUGCUGGACAGCGAGGGCCUGAGAAUCGACAGACCAACACCAAACAAGACCAGCUCUACUGUCUUUUUAGAUGCACUCUCAAAGCCCACUGGGAUCCAGUCAACUUCUCAAACCACUGCUGCUUCCUGCCUUCUCAGCAGUUCUGUGUCUACAAGUCACAGAUCAAUCGCCUCAUCCCGCAGUCUGCUGACCAGUGCGGCUCCGUCAUGGACACUGACACGAGGGACUCCACAGAGACCACCAAGCAGUACCUCGAUGACAGAAAAGACAGAGGAUCACAUAUCUGAGGAGACUAAGAGAUCUGCUGAGGAGUCUGUGGAUCAAUUACAGCAAGAGAAAGUCCAGCAAGACUGGACUCUCGAAUCCACUCUUCCCAAAACAUCUGCAGAACCAAAACCAGAGCUUCAACCAGAAGAAAUUAAGGUGGAAGACGAAGCAAAUGAACCCCAACAAGCUCAUAUGGUUGAAUCUAAAACUGAUGAAUCUGAACUGACUAGUGUACCAGCUGAGCAACAAGGAAGUAUGUCCCAAACUCCAGAGACAAAGAGCUGGGCUGGUCAUUUCAAUGAUCCUGCAGAAGUUUCAGAAGACGGAAAGGAUGAAGACACUGAAGUGUCUGUCGAAAUGGCUCGUAUCUCACAUGCACCCAAGGUUGCUUGGGAAGAAAUCAAAUCUGCAGUAGAGGAUGAAAAAGAUGAUGCUUCUGAGAUGGACGUAAGAUCAGAGAUCAUCAGUGAAAGCCACACAUUUGCAUAUGGAGAUGCAGAGAAUGAUAGUAAUACAUUAACAUCAAGCCAUAUCAGUCAAAACACCAAUGCACUGGCUUCAUCUUUCCUUGAGCAAGGAACUCUAGAUUCAGCUAGUUAUUUUGGCUAUGAGGCAACAAAUGAAAAUCUUAUGAAGGAAGAGGAACUGGACAAUGUGAGCAAUAUUAGCGAGGAGGUGACAGAACAAUUGAACAGUGAAACUGAGGCAGCUAUUGAUUCAAUCAAUGAGUGGGACAGACAGGAAGAAAGUGAACCAGAGAAUGAGACCAAAGUGAUGACUUCUUACUUUGAGGUAGAAGAGGGAGAAAUGAGCAUCAAUACUGACACGAAAGAUAAAACUGAAGAUGACAUAGAAAGGGAAGAGUUAGAAGUGACAGAAAGAGAAAUUCUAGUGCAAAGUGCAGGUGGAAUGCUGGGUGUAGAUUUACCCAAUGACACUGAUCAUCAGGAUGAGCACAAUCUACCUCAGAUAGAGCUGAACGAAGACCAAUCUGAGGCAGAAGAAGAAAAUCAAAAAGAAAAGCAAUGUGAUGAAGAUGACUCCCCAAACAUAUCAGCCUCAUUGAAAACUGACCCAGGAGAAGGAGACAGUUACAGCCAGGAGCACACGCUGGCAGACACACGGCCCUUGAUCCGUUAUAAGAGCGAUGAGGAAACCUCACACCACAUCGGUGAGACCAGUGACAGUGAGGAUGAGAAAGAAAGAAUUGAUCAAGGCCACUUGAAUGAGAAACGUUUUAACACUAUGGAGGAUCUCACUGAAGAACCAGACAUGGAGGUCACCGGAAAGAUGAGGCUGGAGGAUCUUGUUUCUAAUGAAGAAGCUGCAGCUGACGAUGUGGCAUCUGUGAUGUUUCAGAAAGUCUCUGGAGACCAUGAAAGUUUGGAUGUGGUGGUGCAAGAAAGUGAACGCAAGGGUAAUCUGGAGAAGGAAGAUAGUGGUGAUGCUGAUAAUAUGAGAGACAAUAAGGAAGAAGAUGUCAGUGUUUUUGAGCAAAAUGAGAACCAGCAACUGACUGAACACCAGCAUGUUCACACAGAACAGGUUGAGGAUAAACCAGUCCAUUCACAUGAAACUCAAGAACACGUCAACACGGAGUUUUCAUCCACAUUUUCUGAAAGAUCUCAGCAAGAGCAACUGGAAGAAUCAAGUCUGACUAUGUUUGAAGAUGAAGCUGCAACCAAAGAAGCAGAAGAUUCGGAUGUCUCUAUGCACACCAACAUAGAUCUGAUUGACAGUCGCUCUUUAGAGAGCGAGAUAAACGGUCAGCCAGACAUUAUGACCUCAGACAUGGCCAACUCUGAGUGCAAUAGCUCAGAAGACGAGUCUCCAAAUGCCAGCCAGUGCUUUCAGAACACAAGCCUUUUAGCAGCGGCGACUCCUAAUGAACAGCCAUUAACCUUUACUAAUGAAGUCUCCAAGGCUGAUUAUGUGUCUGACAACAACGACGUGCCUGAAGAAGUGCUCAGUGAGGAGAAGAGCACUGAUGAGCCCAAGGCCUCUCAGAUUGAUGACUUGGAGAAUUUUAACAUUUGGGGGGAAAGCACGAGCAUUUCAGAUGCAGCCCAGACCACACAUGCAAGCAUGGAUGAACAUUCAAGCAUUUCCCCAGUGAAUGAGAAUCUGGAAAGCUCAAACAAAAUACCAAGUGUGGCGGAAAACAUCUUUGGACAUUUUGAAGAACAUCUCGAAAGGUCAGUGGAGAGCUUUCCAGAAAAAGAAGUGACUGUGAUGGACUUUGAGAACAACGAUUUAGGAGAGGAAUUUCAGUCGAAGCAAAUGAAAAGUGAGAUUCACAGCUUCUUCAGCACUAGUUUGAAGCAAGAUUUCUGGAGCGAAGGGAAAAUGGAGAUGGCAGCUACUUAUGAUCCCGCCAAAACUGAAGACUUAAAUCAGGCCAUGGUCUUUGGAGAGGAGUGGAGAGAAAUAGGAGUGCAAUCAGCGAAUGGAGAUACUAAAGAAGAGAUGGAGAUCCUCAAAAUCAGGGAUGAUAAGCAAAAAGAUGGACAGCCAGCGCAGAGCAAGAUAGUCCAGUCAGAUGAUUCUGCUGAUGAGGGGGAUUCCUGGUCAUCUGGUGAUGAGUAAAACCCUAAUGAUGUUUUAAGACAAAACCAAAAAGAGCCAAAAUGGACUAUUGUGAUCGAAGACAUUCAUUCAUUCAUUUAUUUUCCUUCAGCUUAGUAAGUGAGGAAAAUUGCCACAGCGGAAUGAACCGCCAACUUUUCCAACAUAUGUUUUAAACAUACACAUACACUCUCGCUUUUACACAAACACUCAUACACUGACUACGGCCAUUUUAGUACAAUGUAAUUCACUAAUACAGCAUAUCUUUAGACCAGGGAUGGGCAAACUUGAUCCUCGAGGGCCGGUGUCCCUGCAGAGUUUUGUUCCAACACUAAUCAAACACACCUGAACAAACUAAUCAGUGUCUUCAAGAUCACUUGAACUCUAUAGGGAGGUCUGUUUGAAU
Danio rerio (zebrafish) is the source of this 4365-nucleotide messenger RNA. The record is from RefSeq and is a predicted model, not a curated record. NCBI's taxonomy places the organism in Eukaryota, Metazoa, Chordata, Actinopteri, Cypriniformes, Danionidae.